This is a messenger RNA of Nerophis lumbriciformis (worm pipefish), 1257 nucleotides long. The record is from RefSeq and is a predicted model, not a curated record. NCBI's taxonomy places the organism in Eukaryota, Metazoa, Chordata, Actinopteri, Syngnathiformes, Syngnathidae.
AUGCCGACGCUCGCCGCUGAGCUUGAUUGUCCAGUCAUCGAUGAGACCCGAGGCGACACCGGGCCAGGGCGCCGGGCAGAGAUGCAAGCGUUAGCAGAACAAUCGUGGAUCGCUCGCGGCCCGCUGGGUUAUCUGCUCACCCGCCAUGACGAUUGCAUAGCGGUGCUGAAGGACAAGCGCUGGCACUCGGCAGCCGGCUUGAUUGCCCAAAUGAAUCAGAUCGACGACGAGCGGUAUCUGAAACGCCAGGAACGCAAGUCCAUCCUGAGCAUGGAAGGCCCGGGCCACACUCGUCUACGUCGCCUGGUGAGCAGUGCGUUUACGCCGCGCGCCGCGGAUCGGGUGCGCCCGUUCAUGCGAGAGGUGAUCAAUGACCUCAUCGAUCCCAUCGCCGCCGCUGGUAGGUGCGAGUUCGUUGCCGACGUCUGCGAGCCAUAUCCGAUUCCAAUCAUUUGCGAAGUACUGGGCGCACCCCGCGAAGACUGGGAGCAGUUCAGUCACUGGGCCACGAUGAUCUUCCAGAUCUUCAACGCCGACAUGGCGGACCACCUCGACGAGAUCAUGGAUGCCAGCGAGGCGCUUGAGGCGUACGUGCUCGAUCUGAUCGAGCAGCGGCGAGGUGAUCCCCGAGACGACUUGUUGAGCGACCUGAUCGCGGCGGAGGAAGAAUGGGAGGAAGAACAGGAAGCAGGUGAGGGUCAAGGUAACAAGCUGUCUGCGACCGAGCUAAUCAUGAUGACCGAAGCGGUCAUCCUUGCCGGCACCGACACAACCAGGAAUCAGCUGGCGUGUGCGCUGGCGGUAUUCGCUGACCAUCCGGAUCAAUGGGCUGCACUCGCUGCUGACCCGUCACUGGCUACCCGGGCGACCGAGGAGAGCUUUCGCUAUCUGGGCGCAGUUCGAGGCACAGGUCGGAUCGCGUCUCAAGACAUCGAGUACCGCGACGUGUUAUUUCCCGCGGGUACGCUCGUGUUUCCGAGUUUCGUGGCUGCGAACAUCGACGCCGAUGAAUUCGACAAUCCAAUGGACUUUGACAUCAGGGCUGAACGCAGCGGCGCCAGCCACCUGACGCUGGGGUUCGGCGCCCACUACUGCAUGGGGGCAAAUCUGGCUCGGGCCGAGAUGCAAGAGGCGCUGACCGUGCUCUCUCAGCGGAUGCCCAAUCUCUCGACGGUCGGCGAACCGACCUGGAAGCCCGACGGAGUCGGCAUCUGGGGUCCGGCCGAACUGCAGCUUUCGUUCGACCCGGGCAAGUAG